Messenger RNA from Talaromyces marneffei, 1848 nucleotides. RefSeq lists its product as uncharacterized. Gene Ontology annotation, biological process: double-strand break repair via break-induced replication; mitotic intra-S DNA damage checkpoint signaling; resolution of meiotic recombination intermediates. NCBI's taxonomy places the organism in Eukaryota, Fungi, Ascomycota, Eurotiomycetes, Eurotiales, Trichocomaceae. Gene Ontology annotation, molecular function: 3'-flap endonuclease activity; crossover junction DNA endonuclease activity; DNA binding. The transcript has 3 exons. Bases 1 to 1848 code for a protein of 615 amino acids. The record is from RefSeq and is a predicted model, not a curated record. Gene Ontology annotation, cellular component: nucleus; Holliday junction resolvase complex.
AUGGCCGACUCAUGCGCCAACCCACUCCUACUGGGUUGGAUCAAAGAAUGGCUUGAUCAGGCCCGAGAACGUAACUCGAAAGGCUUCACAGUGUACAAAAAAGCGUACGAGUCUAUGAAAGCUUGUCCCCUGGAAUUUAGUCAUCCUUUAGAAGCCAUUCAGUUAAACGGCCUGGGUCCCAAACUGUGCGACAGGCUUACAGAGAAACUAAAAGAAUAUUGUGACCAACAUGGCUUACCCAUGCCAGAGCCACCAAACAAUAAGAAGGGUCAGAAACGGCAAUCUGGAGAUGAUCUUCCAGCUCAAGACCAACCAGCCAAAAAGACGAGGAAGCCUAAACCUUAUGUCCCUGCCUUGCGAUCCGGAGCCUACGCUCUGAUACUCGGCCUGUCAACACUAGACGAAAACUCAUUGCAAGGAAUGUCUAAAGCGCAAUUGAUUGAAGUUGCUCAGCCGCAUUCUGAUUCAUCGUUCACGGCUCCCAGUGAUCCCACCAAAUUCUAUACGGCAUGGAACUCGAUGAAGACGCUUAUACAGAAGGAGCUUGUCUAUGAACAUGGACGACCUUUGAGGAAAUAUGCUCUCACAGAAGAAGGAUGGGGAUGUGCGAAAAGGAUUCGGAAUACAAGUGCGGUGGGACUGCCUUUACCAAACCAACCGACAUUGUCUCGCGAACCGGGUCUUCCAACGUCAAAUUGCACAUUCCAGAACAAUGACAGGGCUUUCACGUCACUGGACGACGAUGAAAUCCAGGUCUUGGACGAUAUUGAUCCAACUCCAGCUACACGAAGAAUGGGACCCCAACUUUCAAGUUCAAACCGUCCGGCAAAACCCAUCAUCUUACCUCCAAGCAGUUUCAUGAUUGAACUAAUAUUAGAUUCGCGUGAAGUGCGUGCCAAAAAUGAUCGAGACUAUAUAUCAAAGGAGCUGGAAGCAAAAGGCAUCACAACACAAGUGCGGGCACUUGAACUUGGCGAUGCAAUGUGGGUUGCGAAAUGCAAAGACCCAGAAUAUCUAUCGCGGCACGGGGAAGAAGGCGACGAGGUGAUACUAGAUUGGAUUGUAGAGCGCAAACGACUCGACGAUCUGAUCGGGUCUAUCAAAGAUGGACGAUUUCACGAACAAAAGUUUCGACUCCGUCGCAGCGGCAUUUCCAAUGUGGUCUACCUCAUUGAAGAAUUUAAUGUCUCGCAUUCCUCCACUUCAGCAGGUGGGAAUGUACCCAACUAUCAGGACGCAGUAGCUUCGGCCAUUGCCUCGACGCAAGUCGUUAACGGCUAUUUUGUCAAAAAGACCAAGAAUCUAGACGACACCAUACGCUACCUAGCGCGAAUGACAUUUCUCCUCCGCAAAAUGUACGGCACUGACUCUCUUUCAGGCUCUUCGUUGGGGUCAAGCCAACCAAGCCGCAGCAGUGUCAACCCUAAAUCAGUAGCCCUAAUCCCCAGCUCCAACCUCUCAUCGUCCGAAUCAUACCUCACAACCCUCCGCGAACUUCGUUCCGGCAGAUCCUCCGAGACCACAACCUACGGCGUAUCGUUUUCCACAUUUUCAUCACUAACAUCCAAAUCCGACACACUAACCCUGCGAGACGUAUUCCUCAAAAUGCUCAUGUGCACGCGAGGGAUUACAGGCGAUAAAGCGUUAGAAAUACAACGACAUUGGCGCACGCCACGAGCGUUCAUGGAAGGCUUUGAGUCUGUGUCUUCGGCUGCGGCAACUCCCCAGGAAGCUGCGAAAGCGAGGGAGAGAAUGCUUACGGAUAAGAUGGGGAAUUUGAUUGCGAAGAAGAAGAUUGCGGGGACUCUGAGUAGGAAGGUGGCUGAAAUAUGGGGGGAAAAGGAGUGA